AUGCAAUUUUCAACCCUCGCCGCCGUCUGCCUCUUUUCUACGGCCGCCCUUGCCCAAGAAGUGUUGUGCAAUAUUUCAAUCAAGCACAACGGGGUAUUCUAUGCAGUUGAACAAGUAAGGGCUGGUAUGUACAGGGACUUUUUCAAUAAGAAAGAUAAAAGCGUAAAGGUGGCUACAUGCAAAAACGACUCCUUACAUUAUUGCGGCCGUAUGUCGUGCAAGUUUCUAGCACCGGGCUUUUCGGAGGGGGAGAGUACCAGCCCUGCCCGCAGUGGUGCUGUGGCUAGCCUUGGCCGGGACCCUUCUGGUUCUUAUUACUAA
Messenger RNA from Pyricularia pennisetigena, 321 nucleotides. RefSeq lists its product as uncharacterized. The transcript has a single exon. NCBI's taxonomy places the organism in Eukaryota, Fungi, Ascomycota, Sordariomycetes, Magnaporthales, Pyriculariaceae. The record is from RefSeq and is a predicted model, not a curated record. The coding region runs from base 1 to 321 and encodes 106 amino acids.